AUGUCAGUUUGUGCUGAUGACAACGCUGACGAUGAAUACUCUGGCGAGGUUAUUACCACCUUAUCGAAAUUCACUGGUAAUGUAUCAGAAGAACGAAAGAAGCAAAUCGAAGAUAGAGUCAGGAAAUUAGUAGAGGAGGAAUUCGCAAACGAAGAACAAGAAAUAAAAGAAAUGUUAGAAGAAGCAAAAUUGGAAUUGCGAAAACAGCAGGCGAAAUCAAGGAAUUCAGCCAGUUAUUACGGUAGUGAUUUAGUUUUACAGGGGAUUUCUGUUGUCAUUGUGACACUAACAUGCGUUUAUGGUAUGUUUCAAUAA
Messenger RNA from Trichobilharzia szidati, 315 nucleotides. Lineage: Eukaryota; Metazoa; Platyhelminthes; Trematoda; Strigeidida; Schistosomatidae. The record is from the annotation of a GenBank genome assembly.